UCACAAUAUAAUAAAAUAAGUACAGAAAUUUCCCCUCAAAACUUCGCAGCCUCACCUCACGGUCCCACUAGGAUGUCGCAGAGAAAUUUAGUGGCUGUAUGGCUUCUCUGUCUCAUCGUGCUGCGCACGAGUUUCAUCGGCCAGACGAAAGCCUCGCUGAUUGUUCGCGCCGACGUUCGGAGCAUCGAGGGCAUUGAGGAGCUUGCCAGGGAUCCAAAAAUCACGCCUAUAGUUGUUCCCGGCUCUGGAUUUCUGUGGCUCCUUGAGACAUCGGAAACGGACGUCUUCAAGAAAGUCCUCGAGAAGAUCAGAAGCCGGAAAGCAGUUUUCAAACGGCAUGAUUUGUUCAGUGUACCAAUCCUCAAGCGAAUCUUGAAGGGCGAGGCAGCCAUGAUCUUCACCCAACAACCCAUUGCGGGAGAGAUGAAAGAACGCUGCAGCCAACUGGGAGACAUGGAGGGCGAGUUCUACUACGCGCCGAAGUUGGUGGCGCAGCUACCGAUUUCCUUGUUCAUGAGGAAAGGACUGGACAAGAAACUCCGCGCCAGCAUUGGAGAAAAGAUUGAGCUGUUCAUCGAGCGGGGAUUCAUUCACAAGCUGUUCCGCGACAGCGGCCACGAGGAGACGCCCUGCCUGCGGGAGUCGGCGCUCAGCCAGCAGAAGGUCAACACUGACCGAAGCCAGUUGGACGGUCUGCGAGGAAUAUUCUUCACCUGGCUCACUGGACUCGCUCUCGCCGCGCUAGUUCUGGUCGCCGAGCAAUUGCAUGACUGCUAUCACAAGGCCACUGCCUCUUCGCGGCCCAAAGUACUCCGUGCCAGACCAGCACGUCUGCGUCGGCGUGGAUUUCGCCCCAUUUUGCUGCCGUCUAAUUCGUCACUCGUCCCAGUAUUUCCUCAGUGAUAAGUAGCAUGCAGAGUUGAUAAAAAUGGUUACUCUGUGGCACCUUUGGUUGUCAUUUACGCUAUGUGAAUACAUGAAAAAAAAUUUCCGUAUGGAGAAGCAGCAGUAAUUGGGUGUUAGGUGCGAUCGCAAGUGGCAUGAUGGAGUGGGCUGGUUUGAUUUCCAUUUUGCUUUUGCGUGUUCACGGUAUGAGUUUCUAUAUGGAAUAAACAGAAAUGGCCAUCUCCGACAGGCAGCCGUUAAGGCUUCAAAGGACAUCGCAGGUGACGUGACUGUACCUAAUAGCGUAUUUUGCUGAGUCCAUGUCAUCGCUAGGGGCGCCGCAAGCUCCGCACAGAUUCUUGAUAAAUAGUUUUUGAAACAAAGAAAAUGUUUGUGGCCAGCGUUGUCGUUUAGCCUGCACUUUGAUGUUACAAGAAUUGAAGGCCACAAGAGUAAUUUUCUCGUACGUAGACAAGACCAUGGUGUCACGUAGAUUCUGGCUUCUGCAGCAAGUUUACGACGAGGCCGACCCUGGGAAUACAUCUAAGAGAGAGAGAGAAAGUAAGGAGAGGAAAGGUAGGGACAUCAACCAGACGACAGUCUGGCUUGCUACCGUGCACUGCGAGUUAGGGAAAGGAGGAAUAGAAAGAGAAAAAGUGGGAGAGAAUGAGCCUUGAACGAACGCAAUAGGAUGGACUGUAGGAUUGCUAUCGAUCGCUGUGGCCGGCGUCACCAAAAAAAAAAAGAAAAGAGAAGAACUGCUGUAGCGGGUGAAUAGCUUUAUGUGCGAUCAAUGGAUGUUGCCACGAUCCAAUCAUUUUUGUUUCAAUAAAUGUAGUACAGUCGAAUUGGUUUAGUGUGGUAAGUAAGGAGAUGCGUUGAACAUCGUAUAUAAGACGAUUGCACAACAGGUGCUUGAUGGUUUGUCGGGACUCAAGAUAGUCACACAUUGGUGUAUCGGUAAUUGCACGGUCUAAAGAAUGCGCGUUCGUAAAUGCCACAUCGGUAGAACAGUGUUG
Molecule: messenger RNA, 1904 nt
Organism: Dermacentor andersoni
Lineage: Eukaryota; Metazoa; Arthropoda; Arachnida; Ixodida; Ixodidae
Source: RefSeq, a predicted model, not a curated record